CCCGCGGCGUCCCCGCCCAGGGCCGCCAGGGCGCAAGACCAAACUACUACAACCUCAUCGGCUCACCAAUCUCGUCUCACAGUAGGAUUGCGAGUGCUUCAACCCGCAGCUGGUUUCUUCAUCCUGAUUGGUUCGGAUUCUCUGGUGCUCCGGUGAUCAGCUAGCGGUUCUCUCGGCCACCAUGGGCAACUACCUGUCGUGCACGCUGGCCAAGGCGCCGGGCGGGAGGUGCGCGAGGGUGAUCCUCCCCGACGGCGGCGUGAGGCAGGUUUCGCUCCCGGCGACGGCGGCCGAGCUGAUGCUGGACGCGCCGGGCCACUUCCUCGUCGACGCGCGCGCCGCGCGCGUCGGGGCGCGCCUGGCCGCGCUGCCGGCCGACGAGGAGCUGGAGCUCGGCGGCGCGUACGCCGCGUUCCCGAUGAAGCGCCUGGGCACGCCGCUGGCGGCGGCGGACGCGGCGCGCCUGGCCGCCGCGGCCGCCAGGGAGGCGCGCCGGUCGUCCGCCAAGGUGUCGUCGGACCACGCCGCCGUCGCGGCGCCGCCACCGCCCGCAGCGGAGUUGGCCGCGGCCGCGGAGGAGGCGCCGAGGAUGCGGCUCGAGCAGAUGGUGGUGGACGACGACGCGGCGGCCGCGGAGCUCGGCGCGCUGAAGCACCGGCUCAGCAAUGCGCGGUCGAGGAGGCCGACGCUGGAGACCAUACACGAGGAGAAUUACCUGUCGUCGAGAGCCUGAGACGUGCCUGGCGAUCGGCGGAGCUUUUUUGAUAUGUGAUUUAAGCACACGCUUCUCUUUUCAGCUUCAUUUUUUGAGCAUUCGGUUGAAGACUUGAAGUGUUGAACUCAAGUUCCAAAAGAUAUGUAAUGUGAAGCAAGUAAAUUGUACAGCCCACGUUUUUUGUGAAUAGAGAAAAUACAUAUACUAGGUCAGACUUUUCAGUUGUUUAUCUGUGGUCUCUUGUGCAGUUGUCUAUCAUUCCACAUUCUCCAGUUUAGCGUGGGAUGAUCAGUUGAAUGAGCAAAAGUCUUCAGGAGAAGAGGAGAUUGGUUC
This is a messenger RNA of Setaria italica (foxtail millet), 1048 nucleotides long. RefSeq lists its product as uncharacterized. Bases 182 to 733 code for a protein of 183 amino acids. The transcript has a single exon. The record is from RefSeq and is a predicted model, not a curated record. NCBI's taxonomy places the organism in Eukaryota, Viridiplantae, Streptophyta, Magnoliopsida, Poales, Poaceae.